Molecule: messenger RNA, 687 nt
Organism: Monopterus albus (swamp eel)
Lineage: Eukaryota; Metazoa; Chordata; Actinopteri; Synbranchiformes; Synbranchidae
Product: histone-lysine N-methyltransferase 2E-like
Exons: 6
Biological process (GO): regulation of DNA-templated transcription
Cellular component (GO): Set3 complex; Rpd3L-Expanded complex
Source: RefSeq, a predicted model, not a curated record
AUGCCUUGUGUAAAGAGUGGUGAAAAGGAGCCUCCAGCAUCUUCUGCCCGAGCUAAGAAGGCUUUCCGAGAGGGGUCAAGAAAAUCGUCCAGAGUAAAGGGUGCAGCUCCAGAGCAGGAGCCAACGGAGCACCCGUCUCUGUGGGAGAACAAGAUAAAGACGUGGAUGGAGCGUUAUGAGGAGGCCAACAGCAAUCAGUACAGCGAGGACGUCCAGGUCCUAUUGCGUGUUAAAGAGCAAGGCGAUGGCAAGAGCCUGGCAUAUAACACACACCCAGCCUCUUUUAAGCCACCUGUGGAGAGUCAAGUUCAAAAAAACAAGAAGAUCCUCAAGGCGGUGCGAGACUUGGCCCCAGACUCCCUCAUCAUUGAGUACAGGGGAAAGUUCAUGCUUCGACAGCAGUUUGGGGCCAACGGAUACUUCUUCAAAAGCUUCACCAGUCUAGCUACUGUCCCCACGUCUCCUGGCGUCCACACUGAUCCCCACACGGCUGAGUGGGUCCUGCUGAGAGUGAUCAAACGAAAGUGGAGUGAGCCACGGUGGACUGGGCCCUACAAGGUGACUGAAAGGACAUCUCACGCAGUCCGCCUACAGGGAAAGGGAGAGACGUGGUACCACUGGAGCCAGUGUGUCCCUGCGGAGGCACCAACGAGACCGCUGACAGAAGUCCAGGCAGACCUCAAACAG